AGUAAGUUAACAAAAGAACAGGAAUGUUUUGGGGAAGGAUGAGAGAGGAAAAAUAAGAAGUGAAACAGUAAAGGCAAAGAGGAAGAACAGUGCCAGGACUUGCCCUUGAAUCUGCUGCAUGAUGGGAAAUGCCCUUAUUUGGCAAGAGCGGAUUUGGGGUUGGUCUUGUCCACAGGCAUUUGUCACACAGUGCAGACUACAUCAUACUUCCUCUUUCAAACUGCAACUGGAGUCUUGAUUCAGUUAAAAUACAGGGAGAAAUGCAUGCAGAAAGACGCUGAGACGUAGGAUGGAGACAGAAGCAUUUUGUACUUGAGGAUCAGAUCUUGUUUGUACCUCUGUGCUGCUCCCAGUCUUUGGAUAAAAGGACAACUGCUGCCAGUGAGAUAAGUCACACAUUUUUUGAACUGUUACUUGUGUGACUUUUGGAAGGAAUUUGGAUGCCUCAUUCUAUCAAAGGAUCCAAAUCUUGAUGUGAAAUGAGUACAGACUUCCAGAUACUACUUUUUGACAUUUCUGAGGCUUUGGGAACAACUGAACUGGCAUCUCUGAAGUUCCUCAGCCAGGAGUAUGUCCCUAUGAGGAAGCUGGAAGCCAUCCAGAAUGCACAGGACCUUUUCGAAGUGCUGCAGGAGAAAGGCAUGAUUGGGGCGGGGAACCUGUCCUUCCUGAAGGAGCUGCUCUACCGGAUCAGUCGGAUCGACCUCCUGGUUGCCCACCUAGGCUCCAGCCGUGAGGAGAUGGAGAGAGAGCUGAAGAUCCCAGGCAGGGCACAGGUGUCAGCCUACAGGCAACUGCUAUAUGGAAUUGCAGAGGACUUGACUCAAAAAGAUGUCCAGAACAUGAAGUUCCUGCUCCAAGAACAAAUACCAAAGAGCAAGCUCCAGGAUAAUGCUUCAAUGUUGAAGGUCUUACUGGAAAUGGAAAGAAAUGGGAUAAUUAAAGAGGAUGACCUGACAAUGCUGAAAGAUACAUUAAAGGGAUUUAGAGCUGACAUAAAGAAAAAAAUUGAUGCCUAUGAAGAAAGAAAAGAAAAUUAUUCUAAGAAAAAGCUCCAUUACCCAGUGUCCAUGUCAGUACAUCCAGCAGGACAAGGAGCAGAGGGGGAGACACCACACCUGCUUGUGGAAUCAUAUAAGAUGAAAAAUAACCCACAUGGUUACUGUGUGAUUCUUAACAACUACAAUUUUAAAGAUCCGGAUGAAGCUAGAGAAGGAACAAUGAAAGACGGAGAGGCUGUGAAGAGAGUCUUUAAGUGGCUUCAGUUUGAGACAGUUGAGUACAUGGAUCUAGAAGCAAAGCAAAUGUAUGCAAAAGUUAAAGAAUACAGCAAAAAAGAUCAUAAUAACAUGGACUGUUUUGUUUGCUUCAUUUUUUCCCAUGGUGAAAAAGACAAAAUAAAAGGCGUUGAUAAUGAGGUUGUAAAUAUUAAAGAUUUACUUUCCUGCUUCAGUGGAUCUAAUUGUCCUUCUCUUGCUGGCAAACCCAAGCUGUUUUUCAUCCAGGCUUGCCAAGGCUUUGUAGGUCAUCCAGCUGUCAUAGUAAAAGAAGACUCUUCUGGCCAUUUUGAGACUGAUGCUACCCCUCAAAUUUCAAUUCCUGAUCAGGCUGAUAUUCUGGUUGGCAUGGCUACAGUGGAAGACUACGAGUGCUAUCGCUGUACAGAAACUGGCAGUGUUUACAUUCAGUGCCUCUGUGACAAGAUGGAGCUGCUUUGCCCACUCUCCAAGGAUCUCAUAACCAUCCUGACUGAAGUGAACAAGGAAGUGGGAAGAAGAGUAAUAAAACAAAGGAAGCAGAUGCCAAAGAUAACAUCAACUCUGCGGAAGCAAUUGAUCUUCCAAAUUCCACCAUGUCCAUCAAUUGAAAAACAGGAAAAUACACUCAGUUAGGAGUUAGAAUGGGCUUACACAGGAAAAAGAACUUUCAAGAGAAAUUAUUUGGAUCUGUGUAUUAGCAAACCAGUCCUUCAAGGGGCUGUGGGACCUGAAUUUUGCAAUUUCCAUGUUUUCCAGUCUUCUGGCACCUGAAUCUCUAGCAGUCUGGUAAGGCCAUGGAGGAGUAGAGACUUGACAUUCUGUCCUGCAGAAGCAGUGGAAUCUGUGCAGUCUGAAUUUUGAGUGAGGAAAUACUUGUAAGUAGCAUGAUUUUUAAGAGUUAUUGGAAAUGCUAAUGGAAGUCCCAUUUCUGUCUGAGUUAAAAGUCCCUGAUAUCUGAAGAAAAGAACGGAUGGAUUCAGAAUGUUAGAUCCCUUCCCAGGGAGGAAAGAUUAUAGUUGUGUAAGAUUAUAAUUGAUUUACUGAGAGGUAAAUUGUUUGCUGUCUGUGGAAGAUGCAUAAAUUUUUUGGAAAAUAACAUCCCUGUCAAGAAGAAUGAAAAAAAAAAAAAGAUGAUUAUGAUAAUAAAA
Messenger RNA from Indicator indicator, 2407 nucleotides. Its product is annotated as caspase-8-like. Gene Ontology annotation, biological process: apoptotic process; regulation of apoptotic process; proteolysis. Bases 480 to 1892 code for a protein of 470 amino acids. Gene Ontology annotation, molecular function: protein binding; cysteine-type endopeptidase activity. The record is from RefSeq and is a predicted model, not a curated record. NCBI's taxonomy places the organism in Eukaryota, Metazoa, Chordata, Aves, Piciformes, Indicatoridae. The transcript is spliced from 8 exons.